AUGGACGAUAUUUUGACUGCACGAGAGAAACAACCAUUAAAACGUAAGGAAAUAUCUAUCUCAAAGAAAAUUAGCGCAAUGUAUGCGCUUCAAGAGGAAAUCGAGGAACUUAAAUUUAUACAAAAGGACAGCGAAGAAAAUGUACAUGCGUGGGCUAAUGACUGUGAGACUAAAUUAAAUGAAGCCAAAUCGAAUGUUGAAAAUAUUAAACGUGUGUUAGUAGAAAUCGAAGAAGAGGAAAUACUUGCUGAACGUGAAAACGACGAAACGAAUUUACGUAUGGCUAUUGACGCUGAAACCGAGAAACAAUUAGCGAUCGAAAAGGCAAGACUAGAACUGGAACGAGUUCACAAGGAGGCGGAACAUCAGCGCGAGUUGGAGCACCAAGAUCAGAUUCUACAGCAGAAUAUGAAAUUCCAGAAAUCCAUGGAAACAUCGGUGGAAAAAUCCAAAGAGGUAAAAAAUAUUAAAUUACCUAAAUUAGCAAUAACGAAAUUUAGCAGUAAAUUUUCUGAUUGGCUUCCAUUUUGGAACACUUUUGAAGCUGAGAUAGACUCAGUCAACCUACUACCCUCAGUUUCAAAGUUUGGUUAUCUAAAAGAAUUAUUAGAACCAAAAGUACGAGUAGAUAUUGAUGGGUUACCCUUUACGACUGAAGGAUAUGAGAGAGCCAAGAAUGUAUUAAAGAGUGAGUACAGAAAAUCCAGCGAGAUUAUCAAUGCUCACAUUUAA
Molecule: messenger RNA, 732 nt
Organism: Paramuricea clavata
Lineage: Eukaryota; Metazoa; Cnidaria; Anthozoa; Malacalcyonacea; Plexauridae
Source: the annotation of a GenBank genome assembly